Messenger RNA from Pelodiscus sinensis (Chinese soft-shelled turtle), 2464 nucleotides. RefSeq names its product NTPase KAP family P-loop domain-containing protein 1-like. The record is from RefSeq and is a predicted model, not a curated record. Lineage: Eukaryota; Metazoa; Chordata; Testudines; Trionychidae.
AGGUCUGAUACCUGCUCAGCUGCAGAUUUUACGUCCUGUCUCUCCUCUCGUGGCCCAGCCUAGCUGCAGCUAAUGGACUAACUCAGCCGGCCAAUCUAGUCAAGCCCUGUCGGUGCGUGAAGGCCCCAGGCGUUAUGAGUGUGAUGAUCUCCCAUGCCCAAGAGCCUCAGACCCUACAGAACAUCUACUGCCUCGCUUUAGCCAAUGUCCUGUACACUGUGCCCACGCCUGCAAUUGUUGGCCUUUAUGCACCAUGGGGACGCUGCAAAAUCUUGCUCUUAAAGAAAAUCAAGGAGUUCAUGGUUAAUGAGGAAUUUCAGCAGACUCAGAAGACGCAGUGUUGGGCCUCUGGCUUGAAUCUACUCAAGCUCCUGUUUCUCAUGAUCUUCUACCGGCCAGUUCUGACAGGGCAGCAGCAGUGGCGAAGGAAUGUGAAACACGUCUUCAUCCAUUUCAGUGCCUGGGAGUACGCGGGCAGCGACCAGCUUUGGGCAGGCCUCAUCACCACACUAUGCGACCACAUCGAAAGACACUUUGGUCUCCUACCUAUGAGUGUUUUCAGGGCUGUAGGUAAGAAAUCUGGCAUCAUUGAAGGACCAGGGGAUCAGGAAUGGGUUAUCAAGAAGUUCCUCUUCCUCCCGCUGUGGGCUACUGUGAUCUUUCUGAGCGUGGUAGCCAUUGGCAUGGGCGUUUUCCUCCUAGUGCUUGGCAUGCACAUUGGAGAUGCCUCACGAGAUGCCAUAGCUGUUGUGGAAGGCAUUGGGGUGAUGGCCAUUGGCCUCUCUGCAGUUACUGCCAUAAAGUUCACCUUCCCAGUGGUACGAAACAUCAUCGUCACCCAGAAGUGCCAGCUGGAGAGACAGAUGAACCGGACGGAUCUCAGCGCACAGCUGGGCUUCAUGAGCAGCGUGAAAAAGGAAGUCAGGACAAUUACCAGGUUCCUGCAGUUCAUGGAGAUCUUCCAGCGGCAGAAGCUGCGGGUGGUGCUGGAGAUCACCCACUUGGACAGGUGCAGCCCCGACAGGGUGGUUGGCGUCCUCAAUGCCAUGAACAUCCUCCUCUCAGACAAUGAUGCCCCGUUCAUCUCCAUCUUGGCUGUUGACCCAAGCAUCAUUGUUGACUGCGUGGAAAGCUCCACAUGUGUGAAGGGUAUGGCCAACAACGGCUACAAGUUCUUAAACCGCAUUGUUACCCUGCCCUUCUGUGUCCCUCAAAUGGACUGUGACACCAAGAAUGGCCUGAUCAGGGACAUUAUUGACCGCAGGAAGCCACAAGUGAAAGAGCUAGAGGUGAAGAAAGCUAACCCUUACUUCCUCUCCAACCCUCACUAUGAUCCUGCCACCCAUGAUGCAAUGAAUCCAGUUACAGAUGACAGCUGCACACCUCUUCUCCCUGACGUCAGAACCCAGCAGUCAGAAACUGGAAGCUACGGGAAAGAUAUCCGAACCAAAGAACUAAUUCAAGCUUUUGACCACCUCCUUGAUGAGUCCUUGAAGGAAUUUAUGCCGGAUAACAUGGUGCAAAUGCAGCGCAUCGUAAACACCAUCACCAUCACCAUCACACUACUGAAGAGUAACCUCUUCAAGGACACGGUGUGUCCGAAGAAGGUGGUGGAAUGGGUGCUCCUUGCCAACCAGUGGCCGUGCCGUCUGAGCUGGCUGUUGCAGUGCAUCGAAGAUGAGAAGCAGAGGAGCAGAAUGGGCAGUUGCCAAGAAAGCCCGCUCCGCCCAGACAUGUCUCUGUGCGAGGUCUAUGAGAAGUACAUGGAAGAGCUGGACAAGCUGAAAGGCCAGAUGGAAAAGCUGCUGGAACUGGACCAGGAUCCCGAGCUCUUCAACCUCCUGUGCCGCAAGUUUCGGGUGGAGGAGGCCAACUCGUACCUGCCCUUCACGGUCAAUUUAGACUUGUCCUUGAAAAGGCAUAUGGAGCUGCAACGCGGCAGCCACAGCUUGAAACAGACCAAGACGAUCACAAGCUCAGUGUGACAGUUCCCAUCCAUGCUUUAUGAAAAUUGGCUUAUGAAUAUCAACAUGCAUAACUCAAGAGAUGCUUUAGACAAAAUGCCUCAUGUAACCUAUCGAUUUUAAUAUUACAAUCUGCUGGCUCUGUAUAUUCAAUUUAGUUCUGUGUAUCAUUCUUGUAUGUGACAAAUAUAAAGUGUGGAUCUCUGUAUAGUCCUAAAUGUACUAAUGAAGGCCAUUACUGGUGCCUCGGAAGCCUAAUGACUAGGGAACAACUCAACGACUUGUAAACAGGCAUGUUUGUCCUGUAUGUCCAAAGGUAAGUAGACUAGAAAGAUGUGACAAUUCCACAGGAUAAUGGGAAUCCAUUUUGAACCUGGUGUUUUCCCAUAGGAAGGGGUGAUGUCAAACAAAGGGUUCUGGCCCUUGCGAAGAGGCAUUGAAUCUGUCUAGCCAAAUCUAAGAGGAAACAGAAUUUUUCAGGUAUCUAAAAAGGUGUCACA